CCCCAAAAGCUCUUCUUCAACCCACACCUCUCGUGGAAACAGAAGAGAAAGAGCGACCCAAAUAAUCUCCAGAGAUCACAUCGCAUAACAUUACAUUACAUUUCCCCAAAAAGCAAGAGAGAGAGAGAGAGAGAGAGCGCUCGCUCGGGAUAGUUCGUCGAAACGAACCGUGGCUUCCUCAGGUCCCACGCGAAGAAAGGCCGCCUCAUCUUCAUCUUCCACAACUACUUCUUCGGAACGCAUACGAAGGGCGUCGUCGCAGUCUGAGGUCGAUUACCCUUUCUGGCAGCAGAACUGGUUCAUCGGGUUACUCUUCCUAAUGGCUCUCGGAUUCUUCGCUCUCGCUCUUUUCCUCUUCCUCGGCCUCGAUUCUGAGGACGGCUAUGCCUCCUACGCCACCGCCUCUUCUUCCUCUGAAGGCGUCGAGAUUACUUAUGGAUCAGUUCUUAAGCUGAUGCAUGAGAGGUCCAAGUUUCGGCUGCAUUCUCAUGAUGUGCCAUACGGUUCUGGUAGUGGCCAACAAUCAGUUACUGGAUUUCCCAAUGUUGAUGAUGCCAAUAGCUACUGGAUUGUUAGACCUGAGCCUGGAACAUCUGCCAAACAAGGUGACACCAUCAAAAGUGGGACAAUCAUCAGGUUGCAACACAUGAGGACCAGAAAAUGGCUGCAUAGCCAUUUGCAUGCAUCUCCAAUAUCUGGCAACCUAGAGGUGAGCUGUUUCGGGGGAGAAUCUGAAUCUGACACUGGUGAUUAUUGGAGGCUGACGAUUGAAGGGAGUGGGAAGAUUUGGAAGCAGGAUCAAAGGAUUCGGCUUCAACAUGUGGACACUGGUGGCUACCUUCAUAGUCAUGACAAGAAAUACUCCCGCAUUGCUGGAGGACAGCAAGAGGUCUGUGGUGUCCGAGAAAAGCGUGCUGACAAUGUCUGGUUAGCAGCUGAAGGCGCAUACCUUCCAGUUGCAGAAAGCAAGUAGUAGAACUUUAGUCUCUUCACCAUGCAUUAUUAAUUAGUAAAAUCAGGUACAUGGGUUUUGGAUUUGGUGGUGGCUGGUACCUGUUAUCGUGAUAGCUGCUGUAGAUUGUUAACUAAACGAAAGAAGAUACAUGUUAUGUCUUAAUAAUAGUAUAAUGUUCCUCUGAUAUUUGUUAUUAUUGCAUUUUUGUGCGGGCUUUUAUAUCUCUGCAAAAGAUGUAAAAGGUAACCAUAUCACCUAUUGUGGACUUUACUUUCCUUGUACCUUUUAUGAGUGUAGAGUGGGUGUUAACGGGCCCAAUGGAUUACUCUUCA
Quercus robur (English oak) is the source of this 1287-nucleotide messenger RNA. RefSeq names its product stromal cell-derived factor 2-like protein. The transcript is spliced from 6 exons. NCBI's taxonomy places the organism in Eukaryota, Viridiplantae, Streptophyta, Magnoliopsida, Fagales, Fagaceae. The record is from RefSeq and is a predicted model, not a curated record. The coding region runs from base 320 to 973 and encodes 217 amino acids.